Messenger RNA from Athalia rosae (coleseed sawfly), 8789 nucleotides. RefSeq names its product plasmanylethanolamine desaturase (gene Kua). Lineage: Eukaryota; Metazoa; Arthropoda; Insecta; Hymenoptera; Athaliidae. The transcript has 4 exons. Gene Ontology annotation, molecular function: oxidoreductase activity. The coding region runs from base 5184 to 6104 and encodes 306 amino acids. The record is from RefSeq and is a predicted model, not a curated record.
GCGUCUCCCAUUAUCUAUUGAAAAAGUGGUUGAAAGUCGAUGCGAAUUCAUACAUCUUUCAUUCAUGCGGGAACUUACGCACCCUCGACCAUUUACAUACUACAUAUAUAUGCUUAUGUGUGCGCGUGUAUCCAUAGGUACAUACAUACAUAUGCGGGGGCAAUUCGUGAAAACUGGGUACUCGAUACACCUGACUAGUACAGUGGCAAAUUGACGUGUGCCCACCAAUCGCGAAAUUUUACGUUCGCAACUUUCCCACUGGUGGCAAAAGUCAGGAGCAGCGGAGGUUCGGGGCACGUAAGAAUUUUGGUGUGUGGUGAACGCAAGUCAACUUGUCGCUAAUUAGGCGUAUGAAGUGGCCAGUUUUCACGGAUUAUCCCUGUAUAGAUAGGUAUACAUAUGUAAUAUGGGAAAUUCCACGUCAAUUCGAGGCACUGUUUUGAGUUUUCAGAAAUUCAUCCCUCAAAACCAGCUGGACACAAAUGUUUGAAAAAAAUCUAACAAGAGUCAUCGUACAAACAAUCGCUGAAAAAUCGAAGGGAGUCACUGUUUUCGGUUUAUCGAAUUGACGUGGAAUUGCCCAUACAUAAAAAGUAUACAACAUACGUAUCCACAGUACGUGAUCUAUGGUACGUGUCUACAGGGUAUAACCGCACGGUUUUAUUCGUGAGCAGCCAACGUUUGCACGUCGAUAAGGCAUGGUGGAGUUCUAUAAUGGUCACAAUAGUUAGCCUUGUAUUUUUCAGGUCGCGUGCAUUAGCCGGUAUAUGUCCGCAUUGACCAACCCCGUGGAAUACUGAAGAGAAUUUAGGAAAAAGUGUGGUAAAAUGAACGAUGAGUAUAAGGUAAGAACUACCUACGUAUACCCUCUACAUCGGAGCUGUAUGAAAAAAUAAUAAUGCAGCCAUACGUGUAUAACGUAAACGAAUAGUUGUUCCUUAUGGGAAAUUACCGCCAAUCGAGUAGAAUUCGAUCGUUUAAUUAUUCAAAUCAGACGGAGCGACGCCGUCGCUCAGUUUAUACCCGGAUCGAUUCCUUUUCAGCUUUAACAUUAAUUUACUGCGGUUAUCCUCGAGGAGUACAAGUCUAGGGAAAGCGGGGAGACUAUACUCUACUACGCAUUAUUUUACUCCCAAUCUCCACUCCCACCCCCAUCGCCCUGCUUCGCGACACUUACAGAAGUGAAACAAAAUAAACGAGAAAGCUAAGUCCUGCUCACGGAUUUUCGUGGCUUUAAGUAAUAGCGGGGCUUCGGGAGAUUAUUGAAAGAUUAUUUUGGAGACCCGAAUGAGGGUGCGCACCCUACUGACCGACGAUGACAUGACCUUGAUCGCUUCAUUCGUUGGUACUUGAUUUAGAAAAUUGGUAAAACUACCGCUGAGCUCAGAAGUAGAAGGUUCUGGUCAUAUGAGUUAAAUAAAUCUGAUUGUAAGUUCGCCAAUUAGAAGAGAAUACAUCUUAAUAUCAAUAUUUACGUGUUCCCUCGUCGCACUUUUUCAUUUUCCGUAAGAUUAACAUGGGGACCAUAUAUUCGGUCUCAAAUCUAAAAAGUCCAAAAAUCAUCAAAUUUACUAUGAAUCUAACUUUGACUUUGAAUAAUUAGGGUUCAAUUCCCUGCAAAAAUAUGUUUGGUCACGUCUAUGUAUAUGUAUGUACACUAAUUAGUCGACGAGUAAUAAAAUUCGAAAGCAUCGAACAAUAUUUUUCCCGUAAUAAUCCAUAAUUUCCAUGAUUUUAACAGGCGUGUUUCUGGGCUCGAAUGAAACUUUGCGUCUGUUUCCAGAAAAGAGAGGAAAAAUUUAAUUUUUUCAACACCCCAAUGUACGUACGUGGUACAUAUACUUAUACGGUAUCGUAUUUUAUAUUACAUUCGUCGUACUAUUUGUAAUUGGUAAUUGCGGCGGUUUGGCGAACGGAAUAAGGAAGUCACAAUUGCUCGGAGCUUUCAUUCAGGCUUUCGACCUGUAGCCGCAGUCUUUGACAAUGAGCUCAACCCUCAUUUUACAUCUGUGACUGCACACAUAUCACACGACUCGUCGGAGGAUGCGUUUUUCCUCGAUAAUUCUAUGCGCGCAAAUAAUAACACCUGAGAGGCAAUUAUCUACUUCUGCCUAAUAGAAUGAGUCAUCGCGUUGCCUUCACUGAUUCAGGAGCAGUAGAGUCCCGUAUUAUUUAUUGUCGUACUUUCCAAACAAAUCAUUUUCAUCUAUUUGAAACAAAAAUUCCUGUUUGAAUAAAUAUCGUUUAAUCUGUAUCAAAUAUCGUUUGAUCGAUCGACGGUAUAAUCAAUGAAUAUCGAUUGAUUUAUGAGUCCAGUCGUACGGUAUAAGUAUACCAAAAGAAAAAUUCAGCCCAGAAUGGAUUAACAAAAAAAUGAACAAAAAUAGCAUUCUUAAUUUCACACGGUUUAUAAGCAAACAUAUGCAAAAACAAAAACUGGUAUAAACCGCUUAACGUGGUAAGAUGAGAAUUGUGAACUGUAGUCAUGCACUUCCCAUGUCCUUCUAUUGUUUGUACUUGAGAUAUUACGCGAGUGCUAUUCCAAUGUUGCGUAAUACAAGCACAAGUAUAUCUACAUUUUUUUAUUUUCCCCAAUUUUCCAUUUUUUCUUAUCUAAAUUCACGAAGAUUCGGUAGCACCUGUAACUGAAGAACCACCUAUAUUAAACCAGCGCUAUACGAAUGUAACGAGGAGUAUCAGUUACACGAUUUACGUUAGAAACGUAAUUAACGCAAUAGUACACGCAUCACGCCGUACUUCUUAUGUGCGCAUAUGCAGGAAUACAGGCAACGUGUUUUGUGUCAAAUUUCAAGUACAAACUCAUUGUCAGACGAACUGACAAUCGGAUGUACACGUCAUUCGAGGUUCCGUUUACCAGAUUCGUGUAAUUUUUGAAUUGCAAGUUCAUGUUGCAGUAUGAGUAAUGACAUCUCGGGAUUAUGUUAAUUCAUAAAUUUACGGAUUCUCAACUCAUCUCACGACACACCCGCCGCUAACAUAUCGAAUUAACAACGUCGAUGGAAAAAAAUUGAACAGAACGAGUACGCGUAUUGCAUCGAUAUUAAUAUAUCGGAAAACGUUGUUCGAAGCGUCCGCCCGACCGAUCGAGCUCAUUGUCAAAUGCGGGUGAAAAUUAAAGAAUAAAAGGAGCGAUAGCUAGGUGUGUGCGGUGAGCAGAUUGCGGCGAUUGUUACCGGUUCAGCACUGGCUAGGGGCUAAUCCGAAUUCGAAUAAUUUCGGCUAUUCUCGCGCUCGUCGAAGUUAGCGUUCCGACUCCGAGGCAGGCGUUCGACGCUCGGCGUCUCGGUGGUUCUCUUUAGGUCGUCAGUAACGCGGACGUCGACGGGGCGUAUAGGUAGAAAGAUCGACGCUGCAGGCGUCGAGUAGCAGUGGCCGUAUCACUCGGCUCGAAUGAAUCCGUUUGCUGCUGCUGCUGCUGCCGCGAGUCCGCAAAGCCGCAGCCUACGGUGGUAUAAAGUUUAGCGUAAAUAAAAAAAAAAAAGUCGAACAAAAGUCAGGUCGACUAGAUCGAAUCGAGCUCAAGUUUGGUUCAGCUGAUUCAAAUCAAUCCAGAGUUGAGGUGCUGAGUCAACGCGAGAGACAUGUGAGAGACGGAGGAGGCGCGCCCAAAUAGACAAGCAAUAAAAUUUACUCCUCAUCCAGCUGAACUAACGGCAGAAUAUAAAAUCGCACACCAAACUAUCUGAAUUUUCACUCCGAAUUAUCGAAAUUAUUACUAACCAGUGAAUGCGCCAAUAAAUAUGUGACCUCAUACCGUAAAUAAUAAAAGGUCAAAAUAAAACAAAUGUUCCACACACUACGUUACACCAUAUAAAGCCGCUGCAGUGAUCCGUUCGACAUUUAAAUGUUCGUGACCUUAUAAUAUCAAAGUGAUUGGUACAUAUUGUUAGAAUCGCGAUUGUUUUUAAUGUAAAGUUAACUAUUUAGCAAUAACAAUUAUUAAAUCCUACGGUGGUUUAAUAAUUAACUGUAAUCUGCGCUCCACGUCAUUGCAUAAGUCGCGUGUCCUAUGAAGUAAUCUUAAUAAAACACAUGUUAGACAUGAUAUGUCGCAUACAUAUUAUGGAGCGGCGUAAGACAGAAAUUCCAUAGGCGAAUAAAUUGACAUUCUUCGAGUCUUAAAUAUAAAUGUAUAAAAAAAUCAUACGUCAUCGCAAGAAGUGAAAGAGCAUGUGGGAUCCCGAAUACUCCGAACGAAACUGACCGUGCGCUAUUAUAUUACAAUACCAUCGUAUACCCAACGUUGAACGUACCUAUAGAAAACUGUAGUGUUUCGAGAAAAAAAAAAAAAAAAGAAAAAAAAAGAUACAGUGAAAUAAAAACGUUACCGCCCGGAUCAUUUCGUAAUACCGUAAUACAAAUACCACGCCCGACUCGACUCGGAUAUAAGCUCAUUUAUUUAUUCGUUUGUGUAUUCAACUAUUAAUUUUUCGCACUUUAAGGGAUUCAAUUAUCUCUGUUGCGAUAAAGAUAAAUCAAAGAUAAACCAAUCGCGGUCCCUUUCGAUAUAUAUAUUUAUAUGUAUACGUACGGAUAUACUCUUUACGUGUAAUAAUACCCUAACACGCGGCGUGUUCCGAUCAUUCACAUCUUUCGAGAGUUAUCCUAGCUUUGAGCGAGCAACUAUCCUAUACACCAAAUGCAAUAAUAAUAAAAAUAGUAAUAAUAAUAAUAACAACGACAACGACAACAACAACAACAACAACAUACUAAGUUAUACGGUUACGAGUUUAGCAGUUAUACGUAUCAUAGAAAUCCGCGAAUUGCAAAAAAAACGUAUGCGCGAGAGUGGUACUGCACUUUGGCAAGACAAUACAUUAAUAAAUAAACCCUAGUCUAUAAUGUAUUUCUUCACGUACACAUGACGUAAUUGUUGGUAUCGUAAGUGUACGGGUUUUUAUCGUAAUUCUACAUGCAACAACGAUUGUCGAUAGUUUGAAUUUCAUUAUAAGAAAUUAUUUGACAGGAUAAGAAAGUACAGUUCCUAUAUACCUAUGUUAUCGCGUUAACGGACAAUAAUGAAUCGGUUGAUCGAUUGGAUGAAAAUUCGGCAUAGUGAUAUGAUUAAGAAUAUUUAAUUUCCAUUGCAAUCUGAACAAUAUAAGUUUUACGGAUGCACCGCGGUAGCAGGAAUCAUCGUUAAUCAGCUGCGCAAAGUAUAAAUGGACGGGCCGGUUCCGCAUUUGGAACAGGCGGCAUCGGCUGCCUGCACCAUGGCCACUAAUUUUUUGGCCCCAGUUAAAACCGAACGACAAAUUUACGAAAAUUCAAUGCUGGAAGACGACCCGAAUGCUAAUUCAGUUGUACCCACAUCAUUUGAGGACAGAACAGUACCCAGAUGGGGACCGAACCACAAGGGAGCCCAAGAAUUGGCAAAUCUUUAUAGCACGGGAAAGAGAACCCAGGAGUGUAUAUGCGUUGGUAUUUGCAUUACUCUUAUGGUAGUGAACUUUUUGUUCAUAUUGCUACGAUUAAGAUUUGAAAACUUGAGUGCAAUAGCGGUAGCAGCGUUAUGUGGAAUCGUAACGGCAGAUUUUGGAUCAGGAUUUGUUCACUGGGCAGCAGACACGUGGGGUUCAGUCGAAUUACCAAUUUUAGGAAAGAAUUUUUUGCGACCAUUCAGAGAGCAUCACAUAGAUCCCACGAGCAUAACCAGGCAUGAUUUCAUCGAGACGAACGGCGAUAAUUUUAUGGUAACGAUACCAUUCCUCUGCAAAUUAACCUGGGACUUUUUAACCCUUUCGGAAACGGAGGUCCAGCAGAGGUUCUUGUGGACUUGUUAUUGGUUUUUACUCGCCAUUUUCGUUGCAAUGACAAAUCAGAUUCACAAAUGGUCUCACACGUAUUUCGGUCUGCCUGGCUGGGUAGUUUGGCUACAGGAACAUCGGAUAAUAUUGCCACGGAGGCACCAUCGUGUGCACCACGUGGCGCCGCACGAAACAUAUUUUUGUAUAACAACCGGCUGGUUGAAUUGGCCAUUGGAGAAACUUUGUUUCUGGGCAAUACUAGAAGCGAUGAUAGAAAAGUCAACUGGCUUUAGACCGAGAGCCGACGAUAUGAAGUGGGCGCAAAAACGAUCUUGAAAUACGAUCGGAUUAUACAACUUCGCGAAAGUUUAUUACCAAUUACCAAACUUCACAUUUCUAUAUCUAUAUAUUUCUACUUUUUUUGGACUACUGCAGUGUGUCGGAAAUCAAAGAAUUUGAACAAUAAUUAUGAUGAUAUAAACCGUUUUUAAAAUUGAAGAUAUACAUGUGGGUAUGCGUGAUGUUUAAAAAGAAAAAGUGAAGAAGAAAACGCGAAAGAAUCAAAUAUGUAAAUCAUCCCCCGCGGUUUUCUAAUCGAAUACAAAAAAGGCAAUAAUUACAUAACUAUGGCGCGUAACCACAAUGAACUGAACACCUAUAAAUACUAUACCAUGACUAGAAUAAUCUAAAUACUAAAAUACGGUAAUACAUUGUUAUUGUUGACACGGUUCCAUCUAAAACUGUUGAAUUUUACGAUGCUUGAAUAUUUCAAUAUUCGCUAUAAUAUGAUGAAUUUAUUUAUUAUUUUCGAAUGACUCAAUUAGAUUAAUUCAUCGUGGGGGAAGUUCUCUAGAACCCUCUGAACCUCUUACAAGCCCUUUAAAAUCAUCGCCAAAUGAAUAACUACAGGUUUAUUAUGUGCUGUACAUUAUACUACAUGUCACGCGCUAUUGGAGCGCAUAGACACAAUCCCGACUUAAUCAGGGAGUGACAAGGGACUUGUGACACCUAAUGGUCUUUACUACCCGACCAACACCUAAUUGUGAAUUACGAUAAUUUUUUUAGGUUUGGGUUUGGGUCUCCCCCGCCUUGAAAUUGCUAUUUGAGUACUCAGAAAAUGACACUAUGUGCCUGAAAAAAGUUUUAGAGCGAAUUUUCACUGAAGCCUGGAUUUGGCAUUAUUACCAAAAACGCUUUCGUAAACGCCUUGAAAUCAUUUGAGAAUUUAAUAACGAAAUAUUUUUGCAUUGAACUAAUCUACUUAUCACACUUAUUAUACCUAAUUUCAAAUGAAUAUUAAAUAAUUUAUCAUACAUUACACGACAUCGCGACCUCUGUGACAAAAAUUUGAUGCAGGGUAUUUUUGUUAAAUGGUAUACACCAUACAAUUAGCACACGGAUAUUUAAUAAAAAUCGAAAUUCAUGCUUGAUACAUAAAAAUCAUGCACAGGGCAUUCCACGUCGAGGAAAGGAAAUUUUUAAAUGAAAAGUAAGAUUUUGAAAAAAGUAUGUAUCAUAUUUUUAUCUUUAAACUAUGUAUAAACUUUCAGCUGAGGUGCCCAUUUCGCCCGAGUUUCGGAUAUACCAUACGCGCGUGUGAGGUAUGAUAAUAUGCAUUUAUCGUGUGUCAAUACGCGUAUUGUACGCAAUAUUCGGUUGCGGCAAUGAUUUGUCAAAAAAGAGCGAAUCCUUACGAAUUUAUAAUACCUAUAUAGAAACAAAAUCGUCCACCAAAGCCUGUAUUAUACUACACGUACAAUACAUAUUCUAUUAUUAUAGUAUAUUACAUAGACUGCUUUAAAUUUUAUACGUAAUAGAUAUAUUGUGAACGCGGUGCGAAAAUAAUGUACAUACAACACGUGUGUAGUAAAUAAUGAAAACCGAAGAGGCGUUAAAAACAAAAGAAAACUAUAAUAAAAUUCUCUGAACCUUUGUCGUAUAAAAUGUGUUCAUCACAAGAUGUAAGAAAACAAUUCAAUCCGUACCCGCGAUAUUUUUGAGUGUGAAUUAUAUGAGCUUCGGCAUUAAUUGAAUUUGAUAUCCUCUGCAUGUUGGCGAAAAUUGUCAUCGACAAAUAAUGAAAAAUAUAAACCAGAUUAUAAAUACACGUGAAACAUUCUAUAAGGUUCAGGGACCAAGAAACCCUGCAUACUCUGCAAUAUUUGUUACCUAUAUGCUUUCCGCGCCGAUAAUUGAACCAGUUUUUGAAUAAAUAUAGGAACCCUGCGCUGAUACGCUUUUAACAAAUAAUUAAAUGAUACUUUAGGAAUAGUGAUAACAAUAAAAAUAAUAAUAUUAAUGAAAAUGUUAUUCAAAAUGGCUCAUUGUCAGAGAAUGCCUUAUAUACACAGAAACGCAGGAUUGAACGUCGAUAUUUUCAUAUCAUUGUAUAAAGUGCGAUGAAUAGUUUCGACACAAAAAAAAAAAAAAAGAUUCACCUGCAUCUUGACUUUACAAUCAUCAUCUUUGUUCAUCCAUCAUUUUAAUUGCCCAUAGUUAUUCUUUUAUGUUCAUUUAAUUUUAUUUCACAAUUCAUCCGUUUUUUGUGUUAAAAGACUUUAUAAAGCUCUGUACGUAAUUUCCUGCCUUUCUCUGAAAAACACAAUUGAAUGUAACGCACGUAUGUGAAAUUCAAUAUACACACCAUGCUAAUUAAUAGUUGAUUUACCUAUGUCAAUUUGAGACUAUGUAUACGUGUAACGCAUGAAUUCAAAUCAAACGAUGUUAUUUGCCUUGUCAAUUUUAUACAGGUAUUUACGAUGUAUUGGAGAGCGAUUUAAUAAAUGAUUUUAAAAUCUAUAUUUUCGAGUUUGGGAUAAAAAAAAGAUAUACAAUUUUAAAGAACCAAUAUACGUUAAUUUAUAUGUACGAAUCUAUAUUGUUUGCAUAUUACUAAACGAGUGACAGAAUAUCUAGUGAAUCAUAAUAUAUUGUACCACUACUACAUAGUGUAGGUAUAAAAUGGAUGCAAGUAUUAUGUUAAAUGGGCAAAGACUAAAUAUACUCGAUUUAAACACCUAA